This is a messenger RNA of Cicer arietinum (chickpea), 2139 nucleotides long. Its product is annotated as probable inactive leucine-rich repeat receptor-like protein kinase At3g03770. Gene Ontology annotation, molecular function: receptor serine/threonine kinase binding; protein tyrosine kinase activity; ATP binding. Gene Ontology annotation, biological process: protein phosphorylation. NCBI's taxonomy places the organism in Eukaryota, Viridiplantae, Streptophyta, Magnoliopsida, Fabales, Fabaceae. The record is from RefSeq and is a predicted model, not a curated record.
GACAUUCUAUAUUUAAUGAGAGUACUCUCCAAGAUAUUAUCAUAGACAUAGUUAAUUGCUUAAUGUCCAAAGCUACUGUUUUCUCAACUACCUUCACUUCACAUCUCCUUAUUGUUCAUUCUUGAACCAGUAAUUUAAUUUAAUUUAAUUUACACACCCUACCACCAUAAAUUCUCUCUUUCUUAUGUAACCUUCCUGGUAGUUUCUCAUUUUUGUUUUUUCUUUUCUUUUUUUUUUACUCUCUUCCUCAUCUUCCUUGCUCUCUGAUUUUUGCUCAAUGGUCCAUUUUCAAAGCCUUCCAACUUUCUAUCUCUUUUCUUGAAUAAAAAAUAUUUCUUUUUUAAAUAUAAACUCCAUGAACCAAAUGAAGCAUAAAUAAACCCUUUUGUGUUCAAUACAAAUUUUCUUCAAAAGAGAGUUUCCUUUUUGGGGUAAUAUUUAAUUUUAAUGCUCUUGAAAAUUAUUCAUAUUUAAAGGUUUCAUUUUUUUAGUCUUUUGAAAUUUGAAGGAUUUUAAUGCUCAAAUUUAGUUCAAUGAGAUAUUUUUAUCUCAAUCUUAUGGUUAUUUCCUUCUUCUUGUUUAUCCAUAGUACUCAUGAGCUAAGUAAAAUAGUUUUGAUUAUAUGCUACCUUUGAUGCCAAAAUCAUUAGUCACAAUAUUGCUAAGUAAAAAUUCAUUCUCAGGUGAGAUUCCUAGUGAGUUUGGUGAAUUGAACCAGCUUCAAAAUCUUGAUAUUUCAUCAAAUAGUCUUAAUGGGGUGCCACCAUUUUCUUUGUUCUCUUUGAAUAACAUUAGUUAUUUGAAUUUAGCAAACAAUGUUCUAAGUGGUUCUCUUCCAUAUAAACUAAAAUGUGGAACCAAACUUGGGUUUCUUGAUAUUUCUAAUAACAUGUUAAGUGGUUUAGUUCCUUCUUGUUUGGAAAGUAGUUUUGAUAGAAGAGUUGUUAGAUUUGGUGGAAACUGUUUUUCUAAUGAUUCUCAAACUCAGAAGCAUGGUUCUUAUUGUGAAGAAUUUAGUUCAGGAAGGAAGAGAUUUUGGAAUUGGGAAAUCGAUGCAGAUUUUGGGAUCAUUGCUGUGGUUGUUCUUUUAGUGUUCGGUUUUGGAGUUUUGUUUUAUAGAAAGAAUCAUUCAAGAGAGAUAUAUAGGCAUGAGAUGUUGCCAAAGAUUGUUCAAGAUGAUUACAACUCAACAACAGGAGUUUCCUCUGAACUUCUUGCUAGUGCUAGAUUCAUUUCUCAAACAAUGAAGCUCGGAAAACAAGCUACUCCUAUUUGUAGACACUUUUCGAUUGAAGAGUUGAAGGAAAUCACAAGAAACUUUGAUUUGUCAACUUAUAUUGGUGAAGGAACCAUAGGAAAGUUGUACAAAGGUAAACUAGAGAAUGGAUCUUAUGUGAUGAUAAGAUCUUUGGCUCUGAAAAAGAAGUUUUCAAUACAAAAUCUCAAAGCUGGGUUGGAUUUACUCUCAAAGCUUCACCAUCCAAAUUUGGUUAGUCUCUUGGGUCAUUGUAUUGAUCAUAGUGCAUCAGAUGGUACAAGUAUCCACAAACUUCAUCUUGUAUACAAGUAUGUGCAAAAUGAAAAUUAUCGUAUGCAUUUGUCAGAAUUUUCACAAGAUAAGGCACUAAAAUGGUCUGAUAGAUUGGCGAUUUUAAUUGGAGUUGCCAAGGCUGUGCAUUUUUUACAUACUGGAAUUAAACCAGUUUGUUUUAGAAAUCGUUUAAAGACGAACAAUGUUUUACUUGACGAACAUCGCAUUCCAAAACUAAGUGACUAUGGUAUGUAUGUGAUUACCGAAGAGAUCGAAAAUAUUGAGGCAAAGGGAGAGGAUCCAAAAUCUUGGCAAAGGGAAGAAUUAGAGGAUGCUGUAUACAAUUUUGGAUUCAUAUUGUUUGAGUCACUUGCUGGACCCAUAGCAAGUGAGAAAGGAGAAGCAUUUUUUCUCAAUGAAAAUGUAAAUGUUUUUUAAAACUCUGCCUUAUUUUUCCUUUUGAUUAAUGAGAAUAAUAUAUGCACAUACAAUUUGUCUCGCAUAUAUCAUAUAUGUUAUAUUAACUAACUCUCGUGCCUAUUUAACUACUUAGUCAUGUAUACUAUCAAACUAAUUCAUCUUCUAGUUAGCUACUUGAUGACGUGGCA